UCCCUCUUCCCCCUCCCCAAGGAAGGUGUUGUGUUGUUCCGUGUCAGUUCCUCCAUGGUCAAUGUUUGUGUUGUGAUAGUGGGAACAUGGCGCGGGUGACAAUGCUGAGCUGUGCCUGUUGUUUGAGAGCUGUGUGGACGCCAGAUGAGAUAGAUCAACACACAAGGUCACAACAAAUUGACAAGGAAAUACAGAAGGACAGACAGAAAUUUAGACGACAGGUUAAACUGCUAUUGUUGGGGGCGGGGGAGUCUGGCAAGUCGACUUUCCUGAAGCAGAUGCGCAUCAUCCAUGGGUAUCGGUUUGCUCAUGAUGAGAUUGACGAGUAUAGAGAAACUAUAUACAAAAAUGUAGUCAUGGGUAUGAAGGUCCUAUUGGAUGCAAGAGAGAAACUUCGGAUACCCUGGGGAGAUGAAUCUCGAGAUGUAUAUGGUCACCAUGUCAUGAAAUUUUCUGGUUCCAUGUCACUAGAUCGACAUGUGUUUUUAGAUUAUGUACCAAGUGUGAAGGAGCUAUGGAAGGACUCUGGCAUUGGACAAGCUUAUAACAGACGAGCAGAAUAUCAGUUGACUGACAGCGUUGCUUAUUUCUUUGAUUCUUUAGACAGAAUAGGAGUUUUGGAGUAUGUACCCACAGAAAAAGACAUUCUUCACUGCCGUAAAGCCACUAAAGCAAUCACAGAGUUCACCAUUCCUAUUCAAAAUGUCCCAUUUCUCUUUGUGGAUGUAGGUGGUCAAAGGACACAAAGACAGAAAUGGUUUCAGUGCUUUGAGAGUGUCACAUCAAUUAUUUUUCUUGCUUCAUCAUCAGAAUUUGAUCAAAGACUCUUGGAAGACAGGAUCACAAAUAGGUUAGAAGAGUCGCUCAACAUAUUUGGGACCAUUGUCAAUAACAGAAACUUUCGUGAUGUCUCCAUAAUUCUUUUUCUGAACAAGACUGACCUGCUCAUCCAGAAAAUUAGAUCUAGACAAAGUAACAUUUCCCAUUAUUUCACAGAUUUUGUGGGUAAUCCUCAUGAUGAGAGAUUUGUUCAACAAUUCAUCUUGCACAAGUUUGUGGAACAGCGGAGAGCAGACAACAAUCGUCGUCCAAUCUUCCACCACUUUACAACUGCAGUUGACACAGAAAACAUAAAGGUGGUAUUUAAUUCUGUUAAAGACACAAUACUUCAGAGGAAUUUAGAAACACUUAUGUUACAGUGAAGUAAUAGGUAUUUUGUAGAUGAACUACACCUUUUGAAAAUACCCCUGUGGUAAAUUUUUUAACAGAAUGUACACACGCACACACGGUGAACAGUUGGGAAUCUGUGCCAUUGAAAUUUGACAGUUUUGUGUAAAUUCACAUUUCAGGUCACAUUUUUAAUAGUCUAUUUGUAUAACUGAAAAUGUGUGCUGCAGAUUUAGCAUUCACCAGUCAGUCUUAUCCUGUUAGCAAGAGUUGAUUAUAAGAGAGAUUACAUGACUAGUAUGGAGAAAGGUCUUGACUGAGGCACUACUUCUGUUUUGUGGCUGGAAUACUGUGGUGCUGCUGCUGGGAACAUUUAGUACUGUACCUCUAUCUGUUUUAAGCUGUUAACAAUCCAAUGUUUUCCUGUAUGUGUUUAGUCAUUUAUAGUAUAUAUUUUUUUCCCCCAGUUUUUCAAAAAAGCAAACCCGAAUUUGACUUUGAGGUAAUUUUAAUUUCAUGUUUGAGUGUAGGAGCUUCAUAAUUCCAUGCACAAUAAUAUAGUGAUUUUACAAGAAUUUAGCACUUUAAUAAGACAAAUGAGCUAUGGCUUUUAAAAUCAUGCACUUUUAGUUGAUAUGUAAAAUACCAGUACAUAAAUUGUGUUGGACAACGUAAUAUUAAUGUGUUGGCAAAUGUCACAAAUCUUACCAUGCCUGUCAGAUAUAUUAUUAAAAGUGAUUUUAUAUUGUAAGACAACAUCAUUUCUUCAUGAGUAUGCUGCUCAAAGCAUUGGUAGAAUGAUGUACAGUACUUUUACUCAUAAAAUAUCACCUAGGGGCACAUUUUAUGUAAGUUUUUUGUUUGUUACCGAAAUAAUAUUGUAUGACUCGUUUCUGGAUGUAUUAUGGUUAUUUUUAACGAUGUUCCAUUAACAUUCCUAAGAUUGUCUGUUUUUGAUGUUAAGGACAUGUCUUAAGGUGUCCAGUAAGGCUCUAAUUGCUAUCCAUCAGUAUCAGUUGACAAGAUUAAUUACUUGUGCUGCAAUUAUUGGAUUUAUGGCUCGACACAAACUGUUUACUUGUAAGGUUUUUAAAUAAUUUGUU
Messenger RNA from Procambarus clarkii (red swamp crayfish), 2270 nucleotides. RefSeq names its product Guanine nucleotide-binding protein subunit alpha cta (gene cta). Gene Ontology annotation, cellular component: brush border membrane; heterotrimeric G-protein complex. Gene Ontology annotation, molecular function: GTPase activity; G-protein beta/gamma-subunit complex binding; guanyl nucleotide binding. The record is from RefSeq and is a predicted model, not a curated record. Gene Ontology annotation, biological process: adenylate cyclase-modulating G protein-coupled receptor signaling pathway; Rho protein signal transduction. NCBI's taxonomy places the organism in Eukaryota, Metazoa, Arthropoda, Malacostraca, Decapoda, Cambaridae.